Molecule: messenger RNA, 975 nt
Organism: Arachis stenosperma
Lineage: Eukaryota; Viridiplantae; Streptophyta; Magnoliopsida; Fabales; Fabaceae
Exons: 2
Coding region: 1-975 (324 amino acids)
Source: RefSeq, a predicted model, not a curated record
AUGGGUUUUGUUGAGUUACAAAAUGGUCUUUGUAAUAACAUUCAAAGCCACAUUUUGAAAAGGGUGAGCAAUCUUUUAUACAGAAGUCCUGUGCAAGUAUUUGGUGGGUUAAUACACUUUCAAAUAAUUCCCAUCAUUGACGAUGCCAGUAUGCAACAGAUGUUGUAUAUUUAUCAACAAAUCCGAUCUCACGUGCCGAUGAUAGAGCUGUACGUUGAGUUUGAACAGCAGUCGGGGAUGAGUAUGGUCAGCGAUGAGAUCAAUGUUGAUGAGCUCGGGGAUAUAGAUUGGGAAGAAGAUAAUAAUGACAGUGAAGAUGAAUUCGAAGCUAACUAUGAAGUCGAUGACAAAAAUGAUGACGGAGACUUGGUAGGUAAUCCGGCGGUGCAAGAUGAAGCAAAUGCGAUUGUAAGCCAACACCCGUUUGGUGUUCCGUCCUUUAUGCGGACGCUAGAUCUCGAAGCCAUGUAUCCUCCGGAAUUUCCUGAGUAUGCGAAUACAGGUGAAGGCAACGUUGCGGCGGAAGAUGACGAGUUUAGUGUCGGAAUGGAAUUUGGUUCGAGAGAGUCGGUGAUAUCUGCAAUCAAAAGCUACACCAUCUCUAGAGGAGUUGAUUACAUUGUGUAUGAGUCUGAGCCGCAGACAUUCUAUGCGAAAUGCAAGGGGUAUGGUGCAGGAUGCGACUGGCUUAUCCAAGCUAGCUUGAUUCGAAAAAAAGCUUGUUGGGAGAUCAGGAGAUACAAUGGCAAGCACACGUGCACCAUGGGCACGAUUUCACAAUAUCAUGCCAAGUUGGACUCAGACACAAUUGCAGAUGCCAUUAGGCCGUUGGUCGAAGCAGACCCCUCGAUAAAGGUGAAGUCUGUUAUUGCAGAAGUUCAAGGCAAGUUCAACUAUACUGUGAGUUACCGCAAGGCUUGGUUGGCAAAGCAGAAAGAUGUCGCAAAAAUUUUCAGUGAUUGGGAAGUUUCUUAG